AUGGAUCGCCGCCCAUGCAAAUCUCUAUUCGAAGACAAAACGUUUGACUCCGUACAGGAGGCUUUGACGUACGACGAAUCUACCCACAAGUUCAAUUUGAAGGAUAUUACUUCACGACUGGCGCUUGAUAUGUACCAACGCAUCAGGCUAGUAAACUGGAUUAGAAAAGAACAUCCCACACCAUCGGCAGUAAUUGCUUUGAAUGGGUCCGAAACCUUCUUCAAUUCCGAUGAGUACUUAAAGCCUUCUCUCGAGGACGAUCCGCUGCUCCAGAUCGUGCCGGACGACUCAGAUUCGGAAGAUGAAGAGACUGGGAAGCCCGAGGCUCCGAAGGACCUUACCGCAGCCACUCGCCGCAUCGCAGCCUUGCAGCGCAAGCUGGAGCAGGCAAAACAGGACCUUGUGUACUAUCGCGGCUUCGUGAGCGAGCGACUCAACCUGGCUGGUCUUGCGGACGAGCUGAAGGAGUCGACCGCUGCAUCUACCUCAACCCACGCAGCAGUCCCGCUGCGCGACGACGACUCGCAUUAUUUUCAGAGCUAUGCGGAAAAUGACAUCCACUCCGUCAUGAUCUCGGACAAGGUUCGCACCGCGACCUACGCGAAGUUCAUUCUCUCCAACCCGGACGUCUUCCGGGACGCCGUUGUGAUGGACGUCGGGUGUGGCACUGGAAUCUUGUCGCUGUUUGCGGCCAAGGCGGGCGCGAAGCGCGUGUUUGCCAUCGAUGCGAGCGAUAUCGCGGAGAAGGCGACACAGAUCGUGAAGGACAACGAGCUUGACAACGUCAUCACCGUCAUCCGAGGCAAGGUUGAGGACAUCAAGUUGCCCGAUGGUUACGACCACGUCGAUAUCAUCAUCUCGGAAUGGAUGGGCUACGCGCUUCUGUACGAGUCGAUGCUGGACUCUGUGCUUCACGCACGCGACCGCUUCCUCCGUCCGGAAGGCGUCAUGGCCCCCAGUCAGUGCAAGAUGAUGUUCGCUCUCUGCGAUGCCGGAGAUCUCUUCAAGGAGCGCAUCGGAUUCUGGAACGACAUCUACGGAUUCGACCUAUCGGCGAUGGCGAAGCACGUCUACGAUGAGGCGGUAGUCGAUGUCGUUGGCCCCCAGACGGUUCUUAGUGAACCCUUUCCAGUCAAGGACCUCUUCCUCGGCAACAUCACAUCGAAGCAGCUCGACUUCUCCGCGCCAUUCACGCUCGUCUCCACCGCCGAGAGACGCACCAAAAUCCACUCCUUCGUGCUCUACUUCGACACCUUCUUCACGAACACCGGAGAGCCCGUCCCAGCAGACACCGAGGUGUACCUCGUCCGCGACGGCGACCCGAUCCUGGCGGAGGUCUGGCCCGUCGGCGGGCGCCCGCACCAACCGCGCCGUAUGAGUACCGCCGAGCCGCUCAAGGGCAAGGGCCGCCCGAAGGUGACGAGCUUUAGCACGGGUCCCGCGUCCGAGCCGACGCACUGGAAGCAGACUAUCUUCUUCCUGCGCGACCCUAUCGUCGCGGCUGAAGGUACGGUCGUGGAGGGCGUGUUCAAGUGCCGCAAGAGCGAGGACAACUCGCGCGAGCUCGACGUCGAGAUCCACUACCGGGUCAAGGACCCCGAGACGCCGGACGCAGCGAGCGAGACGAUCGUGCAGCUGUACAAGGUCCGGUAA
This is a messenger RNA of Trametes versicolor FP-101664 SS1, 1653 nucleotides long. Its product is annotated as S-adenosyl-L-methionine-dependent methyltransferase. NCBI's taxonomy places the organism in Eukaryota, Fungi, Basidiomycota, Agaricomycetes, Polyporales, Polyporaceae. The transcript is spliced from 9 exons. The record is from RefSeq and is a predicted model, not a curated record. Gene Ontology annotation, biological process: peptidyl-arginine methylation. Gene Ontology annotation, molecular function: protein-arginine N-methyltransferase activity. Gene Ontology annotation, cellular component: nucleus. The coding region runs from base 1 to 1653 and encodes 550 amino acids.